AUGGAGGUGCCAGAUUCAGAAGAGAGAAAUGGAGAGGAUUCAUGGAGUGCUGGUGGUAAUAAUAAGGCUCUGAUCACUAGCGGACAGGUGUUGUAUAGAAGAUUGGGAGGGGGCAGUGCUUAUCUUCUAUCCAUGGAUAAGAUAGGUUUCUGGAAUGUUAGGGGCAUGAACAAGUCUGGUAAGUUGUGUGAUGUUUUAUGGAUUUUAAGACACCAUAAUAUGGGUUUGUUUGGCCUCUUGGAAACGAAGGUAAAAGUGAAAAUUUUUGGUAAAGUGUUUGAGAAUUUUGGGAGGGAGUGGUCAGUUAUUACUAACCAUCCUGUUAGUAAUUCUAGUAGAGUGUGGAUUGUUUGGCUUCCUAGUAUUUUCACUAUUUCUAGCUGCAAAGUUGAUGUCCAAUUUGUUCAUGUGUGUGUGACUCAUAAUGCGUUGAGGAGGAAAUUUUGGUUGACAAUGGUUUAUGGUUUGAAUACUGCAAAAGAAAGGGAGGAUUGGUUCUCAGUGUACUUUGAAGGAAGUAGAGCGUUUAGGCACUGUUUGAGGAGCAAUAAUCUCACUGAUUUCAAUGUGGGUGGUAUGUUCUACACCUGGACAAAUAAACAAGAAGGAGAGGAUAGAGUAUGUUCGAAAAUAGACAGGGUUAUUGUGAAUAAUGGUUGGCUAAAUAAUUUUCCUAGUUUUGCUGCUGAGUUUCUCCCUGAGGGUCUUAUGAACCAUUCUCCAUGCUGCAUGAGAUUAGAUAGUCAAGCUGGGAAUGUUAAGAAACCUUUCAGGUUUUUCAAUAUGUGGACAGAAGCUCCAAAUUUCUUAGCCAUUGUUGAAGAUCAGAAGCUUAAUUCUGACCCUACAAGUGUUGAUUUGAGGAAGAAGGAGCAUGAAGCAAGACUGGCUUACAACGAGGCUCAUAUAGCUAGAUUUCUGUUCCUUAAACAGAAGGCAAAGGCUCACUGGAUGAAGGAGGGUGAUGUCAACUCUAGCUAUUUUCAUGCCUGUAUUAGACAAAGAAGAAUUGAGAACAGGAUUUGUAGCAUUCAAGAUCAGAAUGGGAAGCUUGUUAAUGACCCUAAUGAGAUAGCAGAAUCAUUUAUCUCCUAUUAUAAAGGAUUGCUGGGUACUGAUGCAGGUGAAGCUAGACAGAUUCAUCAAUCUGUUAUUCAGGAGGGUCCUGUUCUAUCUGAGACUCAAAGGAACAGUAUCUGUAGGCCUUUCACAGAAGAUGAUGUUAGAGGAGCUGUUUGGUGCAUUGAUGAGGAUAAAUCACCUGGUCCAAAUGGGUAUACUAGUAAAUUCUUCAAGAGAUCCUGGGAAAUUGUAAAAGGGGAUGUUUGUCAGGCUGUCUUAUCUUUUUUUUAUCAUGGCAAGCUGCUCAAACAGGUCAAUACUACUUCCUUGACUUUGAUUCCUAAGGUUGCAAAUGUUGUUGCUGUGACUUAA
Molecule: messenger RNA, 1434 nt
Organism: Chenopodium quinoa (quinoa)
Lineage: Eukaryota; Viridiplantae; Streptophyta; Magnoliopsida; Caryophyllales; Amaranthaceae
Exons: 3
Coding region: 1-1434 (477 amino acids)
Source: RefSeq, a predicted model, not a curated record